Messenger RNA from Ambispora leptoticha, 398 nucleotides. NCBI's taxonomy places the organism in Eukaryota, Fungi, Glomeromycota, Glomeromycetes, Archaeosporales, Ambisporaceae. The record is from the annotation of a GenBank genome assembly.
CAUUCAACGGAAAUUCUUUGUGACGAUUAAUGAAGUCGAAUUAGAGCAGUUAAAGGAAGCCCAAGUUGAAAAAAACCCCACCAUUCAUGAACGCAAUAACUUAAUUUUCGACUUCUUGCUUUAUUCGGGAUUAAGAAUAAAUGAACUAGUAAAUGUUAAGCACUCCGAUUGGCAAGGCAACCAACUAAGAAUUUUAGGCAAAGGCAAUAAGGCUAGGGCGGAAAAAGCCGGGAUUCAAAAAAAAAUAACUCCCCACACCUUCCGCCGCUCCUUUGCCACUCUCUUAUACCGCAACAAAGCCCAAUUAUUAACCAUCCAACAACUCUUAGGCCACAGUAGUGUCCAAACUACCGAAAAAUACAUUCAGAAUGAUUUUGAAUAUGUUUAUGCAGAUUAUA